UUGUGCAGUGUGAGCAAUGAGGUGGGGUCCAGGACUGAUCCCCAAGGUCACCCCGAAGCUGCUGGGGGUGAUGCUUGGGAAAAUGGGGAAUUCAUGUGUAUCAGGAACAGGGCUGAUUCAUCGGCUUUCUCAUCGCACCCGCUUGGAAAAUAAAAGGAGCCAGCAAUAGGGGUGAUGAAAUGUAGAGCUGAAUGAAGGGAGGAUGAAAGCAGAGCCUGAGCUGGGGAAAGCAUAAGGGCUGGGCAGGAUGGAGGGAGGGCGGCAGUGCAGUGUGUGAUGGAAGAGCAGCAGAUAGCUCCUCCAUUGCACUGAGAUGGGUGAAAGCAGGAGCUGGAGAGGGCCCAUGUGCUUGGCUGGCUGUGGUAUAUCUAGGAGGCUGUGCAGGAUUGGGCUUAGCAAUGAUGAGUGCAGAAAGCGUGCUUUGCAGUGACAGGCAGUACAACAGGGAGGCAGCUCAUCCAUUGCUGCAGCCAGGAGAUGGCAGCUGGCCAGGAUGCAGAGCAGUGGGAAUUCACCCAGUGAGACAGCACCGGGCAUCACUGCUAUGGGAAACAGCAAGGGGAUAGCAGGGGGAAAACUCAACCACUGGCACCAGGAAGGUCUGAGGAAGCCGGGAGCUUCCCAGCGUGCAGUGAGUAAUGGUGACAGUAAGCAGCAUUGCAUCACAGCACCCGGCUCAGCUCCCACCCAGCACAAGCAGCAGGGAGCCGGCGCUUCACAAGGAGGGAUUUUCCCAGCGGCUUGGAGGAUGACACGCGCUGUGCCUGGCCCCUCUGCCAACCUUCUUUCCAUUCAACCUGCCGUUGAGGCAAGGUUCUUGUAACGUCCCCAGCUCUUGUCCAAAUCUCCCAGAAUCCCAUUUUGGAGGCUGCUCGGCUGCACCCCAGCCCAGCACUGCUGAGAUGUAUGCUGGCGCGUGUGCCUGCUGCCCCUUGCCACGUGCCACCCUGGCAGCGGCUGCCAGCACCGCAGGCAUCUUAAUGAGAGCUGGGCAGAGCCUCUCUCAGCCUCCUCUUGGGAGGUUUGGGAGGGGUUAGGGGUCUUCAGCACAGUGUGGCAGCAUCUCAGCGCUUACUGGGCUGUUAGCUGGUAGGCACUGAGGCUGUGCCAGACUGCUGCAAAAGCUCUGGCACCUGCUCGGAAACCCCCAGCAGCUUCUUAAUGUUUGCUAUAGGUACAGUGAGGGUAGGCUGUAAAGCACCUCUUUAACACCUGCUGUGGCUCUCCUGUCUGCUCCUGGUCUUGGGGCUUGCAGCUCUGGCUGGCUGCUGUAGAACAGUAACACAGUGCAGGAACAUAUCGUUUCUUCCCUAUCUCCUUCUGGGCAGGCUGUUGUGUUUUUGCCAGAGUUGGGGACAACGUCCAAGGCUGGAAAACAGAUGAGGUGUUGCCGGUGUCCAUGCCACGAGCUGCAUUUCCAAAUGCUGGUGAUAGGAGAAUGGCUGGAUUGGAUAAUUGGAUAAUAAGAUCUUCUUAGAGGUCUUUUCCAACCUUGUUGAUUCUAUGAUAAAGUGACAAUGGAGAGGUCCCUGGUGCCUCUCUCACCCUCUGGUAUUAUCCAUGUUCCUGGCACCAACACAGGAGCUCUUUGUUCCCAACAAAUCCACCUUCACUUGAAAGCUCUUUGAUGCACGGCAGGGAGAGCCUAGUGAAGAUGAAGGUGGACGUGGGAUAGCAGUGUGGGACUUUUCCCCUCCUCUGCUGGCCACCAGAUACUACCCCAUCUCCGGGGCCAUUCAGCAAGGCUGCAAGUGAUAAUGCCCAGGAUUAUUUCUCUGGCGAUAUUGCUGAAUGAGCCUCCAACAUUUAGGGGUUGUUUUCACACUCUGUUUUCACUCUCCCCUGGUGCUGCCUCAUGGCUUCCUUCUUUGCCAAAAGCCCCUCACCAGCAAGCCAGGCCACGGGGAAACAUUGAUAAGACCCAUAAGCACCCACAUACAUCAGAUAGAACUCUUUCCUGACCCUAAUUCUCCAUGUACCCAGAGGAAGGAAGACCACCAGGCUCCUCUGCUCUCUGAACAAAGGCUGGGGUAUGUGGCCUGGGGUGCAAAGGGGAAAACCCAGGUAUUGGUGGGAACACUGCCAGGGACACUCACCGCCUUUGGGAUUGUUUGGAAGAGCUGCUUUGCUUUCUAAAAAUGCAAGGCAUGCUGGAGCAGCCGGCACAGGCGGGGUGAGUACUGCCGCGGGGUUGGACCAGCAGUGGGUACCCAUCUCUAGGGUUUCCCCUGAGCAGCUGUGAGAGGAGUGGAGAGCGUGGGGGAAAUGAGGACAGGAGGGAUGGAAGCGCAGCUGAAAGAGAUUUGCUUGGGGCCAACGAGUGGCCUAUGCUCCCACUGCUGCUUCUCAUGCAAGGGAGGCCAAGGGGGGAAAAGGCAAUGCCGGCGUGUCCCAGCCUGUUGUAACGAUGAGGUCACCACAUGCUCAUGGCUUUUGAAGAGGGAUCUGAAGCUGGAGGCAGCCUCGGGCGGCUCUUGAUGGUUAGGAGCAAGAGUGAGAGGCUGGGGAACAGAGCACUGCUCUCUCAUGCUGUACGUGUGCCCCGCUCCUCACAAACACACCGAGUUUCUCUGAAAACCCCCCACAUCAUUGUGCACGAGUCAAAUCUGUGUCCUGUUACACCCUCCACGCUUGCAGAAGGCACGCUUUCUUCACCAUGCAAACCUUUCUCCCCCAGCUUCUCCCCACGUGUGCCUGCAGCUCAAGUGGGGCAGCGACACGUGUGCAGGGUGCUAAUUUACACUCCUUGGCAAUGGGGACAUGGCACCAGGGUGAGUGGUAACUAGAGCUGCACUGCACCUGUGCUGGGCCUCCUUCUUUCGCUGUGAUUUAAUGUCCCAGUUGAGAGGUGAUGUCAUUUCAGAGGGAGCCAGAGAAGAGGAAGUGCUAGAGAAGAUGAUAAGGUGCUUUAACUCUUUGCCUCCUGACUCAGCCAAGUUUUAAAGCUGAGCCUUUUGUUAGCCACCAGCCAGGGAAAUGUAAGAGAGAGGAGGAAGGAUGGCUGGAGGAUGUCUUCUGGGAUUGAUGCAGGAGCUGCUCCCCUGGAGGAGGCUGUAACUUACAAGAUGCAAGGAGAUGGUGAUGGAGGAUGGUGUGAGAGUGAUUUUGUGCCCUGCUCUGGAUUCCAGGAGUUUGCUUCAGAGGAAUCAGCAGAACUGCCACAAAAUCCUAGAGAAGGUAUACUGAGCAUGCCAAGCCUGCUCUCAUGCCAAGAGAAGAGGCUGAGUGGAGCAGUCAUUAGUGAGGGCUCGUUAAAAGGACUCAUUCCACUGCAGAGAUAGGCAGUAGUGUUGAAUCCUGUGGUGCUGGAUCCAAGAUAGGAACUUUCAAAAGGAGGAAGUACACAGAUCUCAUUCAAACCCCAGAGUCUUUACUGCCCUUUGGGCGAUGUGCUCAUUUUUUAUGAUUGGGAAGACCUCGGAGAAUGUUGGUUGGGUUGAUAUAACCCAAGGUGCCCCCUAUUACAAAGAUGUACUGCUCAGCUGUCUUCUUCUGGAAGGGAAUGAGGUCAGGCCACCAUCUUACUGUACCCUAAGGAAUAGGAUCACUGUGCAAGAGUAGUCAUCGUAGUCUUCCAGUGUUGGCAAAUAAGUGUUCCGUGUUUCCUUUUCCACAUUCUGCAUUUGGAUGUGUUGUGACUCGGCACACAACGGUAGAGGUAGAGGCUGCAAGCUCAGAUCCCAUUUCAAGCUACACCAUUAACUGUCGCUGAGUCUUUUAUACUACAGAGCACGACUCCACAAAUCGAGAUAACCAGUGCCCUUAUGUGACCAUGCAUGAUGUGCAGCAGUGCUUUGUGUUGCUACAGCAAUGCUCACUGCUCUGCCAAAGCCUCUAUUCCUGCCGCAUGAGCGGGAAAUUGGCUUUGGGGCAGGUUUGUUCCCAUUUAGACCAUGCAUUUGAUAGUGCCAGACACCAUACCAUUGUCAGAUGCCACCUAUUGCAACUCCGCCUGGGCAUUUUCUCUUGAUAGUGGGCUUUGAUAUGCUGAGAUGGUAUGAAUAGCUUGUUGUGGAACACUGGGCACUGCUUGCUGUCAUGUUCACCCAGAUCAGACUGUGAAAAAUGGUGAGGAAAUCUGUUCAAGAUAAAUUAAAUUUCUCCCCUUCUGGCAAAAUGUACACUGCAGCCCCCUCUCCAAUUUUGCAGGCUCCCUUUUCUAAUAAGUGCCACCGUGCAAACCGGGCCAGCCUUUGGCUAUUAGAAAGGCAGGAAAUCUGUGCACAGUAUCACUGCCAGACUGUGAGUCAGCUGAAGUGCAAUGGCCUACAGGUAGCCAUGUGGUACUCUGGUCAGAAAUCCCAGGCUUGGGCUUGUUCAGCAAUAGCCCAUCAAGUCAUCCUGCCCUGGUGUUUUUUACUAUCAAAAAGUGACCCUAGUUAUCCCCAGAGGGUAAGCAGGUUCCUGUCAUUUGUCUGGAUGAAUUUGUGAAAGGCAGGAGGCAAUGCAAGGCCGUUUCAAGUUGCACCAGAGGAGGUUUAGAUUGAACCUUAGGAGAAAUGGAGAUGAUCCAGCAUUGGGAUGGGCUGCCCAGGGAAGUGGUGCAAUUCUCAUCCCUGAGAGGUACUGAAAAGAUGUGUGGAUGUAGUGCUAAGUUUAGUGAUGUAACUUGGUAAGUCAGAUUAAUGGCUGGGCUUAAUGGUCUUGAAGGUCUUUUCCAAACCUAGAUGAUUGUAUGAUUCUAAGUUACCUCACAUGUGCAUUAACAUCCAGCUGCAGCAGGAAGAAGAAGAGCUGGCUCUUCUGUGUGUGUGUGGCACAGUCAUCGCAAUGUGUCUGCACUGGUUAACAUUGGUUGUUGGAUUUUUGUUCUGCAAAGCUCUGCACUCAUCAUGGGCAAUUAUCACCAUUUCAUCCCCAGCCCUCCAGGUGACAAGUACUGCUGGUCCCAGACUUACUGCUGUGAGCUCAAUGCCCCUGUUUUCUCUGCAGGAGGCUUUGCCACCUUCUCAUCCUGUUUCCCGGGGCUCUGUGAGGGGAAGCCAGCUGCCAUCCUGCCGAUGAGUAUCUCCCAGCCCUGCUUGCCUGUGGCCAACGUCGGCCCCACACGCAUCCUGCCGCAUCUCUACCUGGGUUCCCAGAAGGAUGUCCUGAACAAGGACUUGAUGACGCAGAAUGGGAUAAGCUAUGUCCUCAAUGCCAGCAACUCCUGUCCCAAGCCAGACUUCAUCUGUGAUAGUCACUUCAUGCGCAUUCCUGUCAAUGACAACUACUGUGAGAAGCUGCUUCCCUGGUUGGAUAAAUCCAUUGAAUUUAUUGACAAGGCCAAGGUGUCCAGUUGCCAAGUGAUUGUGCACUGCUUGGCAGGGAUAUCCCGGUCAGCCACCAUCGCUAUCGCCUACAUCAUGAAGACCAUGGGUAUGUCAUCCGACGAUGCUUACAGGUUUGUUAAGGACCGCCGCCCAUCGAUCUCACCCAACUUCAACUUCUUGGGCCAGCUCCUGGAGUACGAGAGGAGCCUAAAGCUCCUUAAGGCCCUGAAGGCCCAGGGCGACCGGGGUGAGGGAGAAGCUCCUCAGGACCCAACCGAGGCAUCUGAGGCUGGCAGGCACCCCACACUGUCUACCUCAGAAAAGGUUGAGGACGUACCAAGAAGCACAACCUCUGCACCCCCACCCAGUGACCCUGAAAGGCAAAGUGGGCCGCCCAAGGUCUUGUCACCCACGGCACUGCAGCAGGGACUCAAUGGCUUGCACCUUUCCUCGGAGCGCAUUCAGGAUACCAACCGCUUGAAACGCUCCUUCUCCCUGGACAUCAAAUCUGCCUACUCCCCCGGCCUGCGGCAGGACCCCCCAGGCCUUCCCAGCACUGGGGAGGCCCCCAAGCUCUGCAAGUUGGACAGCCCCUCGGCAACCAGCGGCCAGUUCUCCCCAGUGCCCGACAGCCCCGACUGGCCCAGUGGGCCAGACCUCCUGCUGGAAGCCAAGGUGAGGCAGCGACGCAAGCACCGGCACCAAGCCGGCUCACCAGCCCACGGCCUCAGCCUCAACAUCGGCUCUGCCCGCAAGAGCCCUGGGGCGGACGACAGCCUCCAGCCAAGGCUCAGCCUGCCUGGCCCACCGCAGGCCUCCAAUGGCUCCUGGGGGAGCGUCCACCUCGAUUCCCCCAGCACCCCCUCCUCUGAGGGAGGAUGGUACUUCAGCACGGACUCAGCCAGUAGCGGUGGCGGUGGCACCGGCGGUGGGACGCUGUUCAGCGGCACCAGCCCGUACCCCCCAUUUGGUUGCAAUGGGAUGCCAGGGGGCUGCGAGAUCAGACUGAGGGACAAGCAGCGGGCUGAGGCGCGGGAUGGGAGGCACAGCUGGCAUGAGGAAGCUGGCGCCGAGAAGCAGUUCAAGAGGAGGAGUUGCCAGAUGGAGUUCGAGGAGACCAUGUCCGAGGGCAGGUCCCGGGAGGAGCUGGGCAAAAUAGGCAAACAGUCGAGCUUUUCAGGCAGCAUGGAGAUCAUCGAGGUGUCCUGACAUCCAUCGUGGGUGGUUAGAGAGAAAGGGGUGGGGGGAUAUUUAAGAUGGGGAGAGAUGCAGGGAGGGCGGGUGGGGAGUAUUUAUACCCGCGUGCACAUUUUUGGAAGCACGCACAUCAAAAUGAAAGCAAAGAGGAAUGAAUCCAGAGUCAGGAAACAUCACGGUGAAUGCUUAGUGUCCCUCCCUAUGCCCACCCUGGUUCUCCCACCCUAGCAGCCUCCAGCUCGCGGUGACAUCACCCUGGGCUUUUGCACAUGGAGCAGUGAUGGGAGAGCAGCCCUCAGAGCCACGUAUUUGAAUCUGGGGUGUAAAAUUUGAAAGGGAAGGUGCAGGAAUUACCAUUUGGGGUUGGGAGGAUGAGCAGAGCCUGUUCUUGGCUGGGGCAGGACGUAGUCCCAUGAGGACAGAGCACAGCAUCACUCUGUCGAAGUGGGGAGGAGGCAACCCAGCUAUCCCUCCCCACACUCCAGUGCACUAAGCAUGUGCCCCCGUGUUUCUCUGGCUGAGUAUCCUAAAGAUGCUGCACUAGAGCAGCCCUAUACAUAUAUAAAUAUAUAUUAUAUAUAAUAUAAAGAAAACACACACACACAAAGGAAAAAAGGUAAAUGGUUUUACUGCGAUUUUUAUUGAGACGUAAAUAAUAUUUCAAUUUUUUUUGUUUUGUUUUUAAUUUAUUGAAGCUGUUUCAUUCUGGCAAUGAUUUGCAGACAAUGUGGGGCGGUACUUUCAGCUCUAUUUUUACUGUGUAUGGUAUUUAAAUCUGAAAUACGAGUUUCUAAGCAAUAUCUGAGGCCUGUGGCUCCUUCUAUAGAUCAUGUCGACGACAAAGAUUUUCCCCCAUUCCCUCUGAGUGCAGCAAAAAGGGGACAGAAAACUCUUUGGAGCACCUUUUCUAGAAACAAACAAGUGAACAAGGAAGUCAUAAAAUCUUAAAACACAAACUGAGCCAGAAACUCCCUUUCUGGAAGCUGCUGCCGCUUCUUCGCUCCCUUGGUCCCUAUUUUCUUCCCCUACCCCAUCACAGCCAUCAUUCCCAUCCUGGCCAUUAUCAUCCCCUUCCCUCCCUCGUGCUGCCCUUUCUGGCUGGAGACAGAGAGGAGCAAGUCACUGAGAUGGAGGGAAGGGCACUGGGCAUCCCCAGGGAUACGCAUGGAAGGAGAAGGCAUCCAAUGCCACAGCAGCGUUAGAAGGGAAGGUUGGUGGCAGUUGGGAUUUCAUCUAAGGGGUGUCUUGCCUGUCCCUCCCAGUCCCAAAACUCUUGGGCUGAGUUCUUCUAGGGAAACGUGUUUGCAGAUCCCUCCUUGCUUCCUGGCUGCCCUCACCAGUAGGGAGCCAAGACCUUGCAACCCAACGCCCAAAUUCAGGCUUACUGAGAAACUGCUUCCUGGAGCUGUAGGCACUGAGCUGCCUCUGCUGCAAAGCACAUCUCUCCCUGUGGCUGUCUUUACUUUCCCCCUCAUCUUGCGCUAGCUUGCAAAGCUAAUACCUCAGGGGUCUCCGUUCGUGCGUGUCUAUGUCCUGUGUCAUCCUUUGAGCAUUCUCCAUUUCUGGAUCCAUUCCUUUUUUCUCCCUUAGCUUUGUACCUCUUUUUGUUGUUCGUUUCUAUCGCUAAAUCAACUUACACAUGACAAAAAUAAACGAUCUCAGGUUAAACAGUGAACACAGCCCAGAGGCAUAAGGAGCUGUGAUAGAGCAAGGAGGAGCAGCUUGCUGUUCCCUGACCUCCUCUGCCUCCAUCUGGGUGCCCGGAGCUGAGACAAACCUGUCUAGAGGUUCAUUGCUGUCUUCAACAUGGCUUUGUUCUUGCUGUUUUACAAGGAGGCCAUGCUGGGGAGAUCCCACGUGCCCUCACUUGGUUCCCCAAGGUCCCUUGAGAGCAUACCACCAUCCAUCACUGCCUUCAGCAAACUCCUCAAGCCAGCUCAGUCAUGCUGACCCAAACCUUGGAGAAGGUAAAAAGAACAUUCCUUCUCCUGGCCUUGCAGCUGCAAGCUAACCCUAUGGUUUGAGAGGUGGUGAUGCUAGUAAAGCUGUGCCAGGGCUUUUCAGCCUUUGCUUCCUCAGCUUUCAGCAAUUUACACCCCUUUAGUUAUUGCCUGCUCUGCCAACCUCAUUUAAUGACAACCUCAUUUACAUCUUUCUGCCUGUGAUUUUUGCUGUGCUUUCAUUGAAACUUGAGAAAUUUGCCUCUCCUGGCCACAAAAGGAAGAUGAAAUCAUUCUCUACCCAUCACCUCCAUCUCAAAAGCUAGGCAGCUCUUCAGGAGUUGCACUCACUGUAGGGCCUCCCUGCUGGGCAUUAAUUUACAGAAAGAGGAUGACAGGUUGGCAUGGUGAGGCAGUAGCAAGCACUCACAUAACUCAUCCCAUUAGCUGGCGUGGUGUGUUACAAACACACAAAAAAAGCAGCUGGAGUAUGUCAGGAAGGAAAGGGUGAGUGUUGUAGACAAGACUCUGAAUGUCUGCAGAGGCGGAUGCAUGGUUCGCAUUUUGUCAUCUCUCUGUCAUGCCCCGGAAUGCUCCUCAGCUGUGCUCGAGGUGUUAGGCACUAUGGGCUCCUCUCUUCUCUGAAACUAGAGCAAAAAGAAACCUUUUAGGAUUCGUAGAUAGAUCAUAGCUACCAAGACAUUCAUCACCUCUGCAGUCUUCUUCUGAAGUCCUUCAUGUUCAUCCUUCCCCUUUAUGCUGGGUGUGUGCAUUAGAAGCCCUCUUGUGCAAAGUUUUAAGGCAACAUCCAGAAAACACCUUGUAUUGCAGCAGCCCUGCCUGAACUGGGGCUAACUGCCAGUGCUAAACCUGAACCAUGAGGGUCACCAAGAGGCUUGCAAUUAAUGUCAGUGAUUUUUCCAAUCUGCCUGAUGGACAACUUUGUCCACGAAUCAAAGAGUUCUCAUGAGGGUGGAUGUGUUGGCUUGUAGUCCUCCCCAUCAUCUUCUGACCAAGACGUUUUAUGGGCUCUUGCAACCAGACUACUCAAUCCAAGUUUCACUGGGACCCAAAUGGUGUCCACCCUCAUCUGAUGAGGGUGGUUUUCCUGUAGUGGCAGAAGUGAGAGCAGUGGAGAGAAAAGGUCUCUCCUUCUAAGGGAGGAACCAUCAAAGCUGGUUAGACACUGCAGCUGCCACAUGCCCUGUGGUCCACGACACCCCACUGUGUCCACACCUGCAUCAUCCCUGAUGCAGCGCUGGUGGUGUUGGGGCUUUUGACCAUAUGAAGGAUGGACCAAACCACAGCUUUCCUUCUGGCUAGAAGGAACAUCACUCCAGCCCCCUGACUGUCUCCAGGCAUGAGCCCCUCAGCUGGAUCCUUCCCAUCCACAUUUUGGGGCUGAGCAAACCUGGAGGGAGGGCAGUGAUCAGGUUGGCAACACUAAGCCGGAGGCUUGGGUCGGAGCAGGCUCGUCCCCAGCCUCUGUGGCAGCAUCCCCAGCCCCUGCUGCCUUCCCAGCCCUUCUCUUUGUUUGUUUCUUUGGACAUUUGUCCCUGUUUCGUCUGCCUCUUAGGAGACUGUGCCCCACAGAACCCCCUCCCACUGUCCUGUUCCCCCUACCAUUCUUAAUACUAAUGAUAAUAAGCUAUCAGUGUUGUCAUUGCAAUCUAUGAAUGAUAGAUUUAAGUAUUUAUGAUUAUUAUUAUGAUUAUUAUGGUUAUGAUUAUGUACUUUUUUGCUUCUUACUCCUUGUAUGUUGCUCCUUGUUUCUUUGUUGUGAAUAAACACAAGGCCCCAUCACACCUUCUCUCUGCUCCCAAGCCAGAGGAGACAAACAGCCCUAACAGACCCUUGUCUGAGGGUUUGGAGGGUGGUGCUUUCCAAGGACAUAAACAAACCAAACCUGGGGCAGACCCAUUCUCUUUAACUCUUCCCUUCCUUCCUGCAGCUCCUCUCCCCCAUACUGCCACCUGUUUACAAGAGGCAGGAACCCACCAGCACCAGGAAUGGAGAAUAAAAUGGCAAAGCAUAAAGCCUAAAGUGUUAACCACAAUGAGUGUUGGCCAGGCACCCUGCUCACAGAGGCAGCUCCCUCCAGGUCAUGACCCUCUCACCUUCUGCUGGUUGCACCUUGAGGCUGCAGCUCCACCCAGAUGGGCUUGGAUUCCACUGCUGCUUCUGGUUCACAAAUCCCCUUCUCACCCCACUCAGCCAAGCCCACCCACUGGUGUUUCAUCCCAGAAAGAUGUCAUGGGUUCUCCUGGUGUGAGUGUCCUCAUGGUGCCAGUGCCUCUGUCUGUUUGAGGCUGAUAAAGCAGGAUGCCAUUAAUCAGGCAGAGCUCUGACCUUGUUUUAUGUACCCAUCACAUAGGCUGUUUACGCAGCCCAGAGGUUUUCAGGUGGCUGUAAGGGGAAUAUUUUGCUAGGAGGAGACAUUAGGGAAAGGGAAGAGGAGCCCCAUCUGCACCAUGGUUUGAAAUACUCUCUGUACCGUGAGCCCCAUGAAACGUCAUCUUGAUCUGGGGAUUUUAACAAUGCCCUUCCCCACGCAGUCCUGACACAAUCUGUUCUGUCACUACUUUGCCUCCUCAUGGGUUGGGCUCGUUCCCAUCACCCUGUGCUGAACUCAUUCCCGAGGCUGCUCCAGGACCAGAGCUCAGGUCUCAGCUGCAGAGAGCCCCUGCAGAGCCCGGGGUCCCACUCUGGCAUCACCCUUCCUACCUCACCUGUGCUUGGAUGGGGUGGGAGCGGGCAGGGCCCCUCGCACUGCAGCUCAGCUCCCGCCAGCAUCCCCACAGGAUCCAGCCCCUCCUCUGAGAGCACAACACAUGGAAGGGGUCUGCAUCCACUGCAGACACCGUGCAGGUCCUGAGCAGGGAAGAUGCUCUGGCUGCCGAUCCCACCAUAUUCCCCCUGUUGCUGCGGGUGGGACUGAACACGGCUCGUUUCGCCCGCUCGGACUCAGAGAGACAUCCUGCCUCUGCCCCGUCUUUAUUUUAUUUAUUACCAGAGGCUGUAAGCAGCAGUGCUUCUCUAUCCCCUCUUUCUUUUCCUUUCUUUUGUAUUUUGAAACGAUGUGUUGUAAUAAAUACCCAAAUAGGUGUUUUAA
Meleagris gallopavo (turkey) is the source of this 11501-nucleotide messenger RNA. It is a transcript of the gene DUSP8, whose product is annotated as dual specificity phosphatase 8. Gene Ontology annotation, biological process: peptidyl-tyrosine dephosphorylation; negative regulation of MAPK cascade. Gene Ontology annotation, molecular function: protein tyrosine/threonine phosphatase activity; MAP kinase tyrosine phosphatase activity; MAP kinase tyrosine/serine/threonine phosphatase activity. Gene Ontology annotation, cellular component: cytoplasm. The record is from RefSeq and is a predicted model, not a curated record. Lineage: Eukaryota; Metazoa; Chordata; Aves; Galliformes; Phasianidae.